AAGCGCAAGAUAAGCCAUUUUUAGACUUCUAGCGCACUCGCUCCAGUCCAGGCUCAGGCAGGGCUUCCUCAUCCUCUCUUAUCCUCCUCUUCCGCGGUCACACUUCACAUCUCUGUCUUCUUCUACAUCCCGCCUCGAUCUGGAUCGACAAGUUGUCGUGCAGAGAUUAGCCCUGCAAUGGCCAGCGUUGGCGGCGAUGCCAAGAAGAGCCUGACGCAGUGGCUCAGGGAGAAAGGGUUCGACGAGGAGGCCAUCGGGCGCAUGUCGAAGCGGUGCAGGAACCUGCCGAACCUCGACGCUGGCGAGGCCUCCGGGGUCUGGGACUACCUCCUCAACGACGUCAAGAUCGAGCAGCGGAAGCUGCGGUAUGUGGUGACCAAGUGCCCCAAGGUGCUCACCAUGUCCGUCAAUGACAAGCUCGUCCCCACGGUCCAGUGCCUCACCACGCUGCAGGCCAAGCCCGGGGAGAUCGCGCAGGCCAUCGUCAAGUUCCCGCCGAUACUGUUCCACAGCGUGGAGGAGAAGCUCUGCCCUCUCCUCGCCUUCUUCCAGACGCUGGCCAUCUCCGAGAAGCAGCUUGCCAAGCUGCUCAUGGUCAACCCGCGCCUCAUCAGCUACAGCAUCCAGGCCAAGUUCUCCCAGACGGUCGACUUCCUCGUCGGCCUUGGCAUCGACAGGGAGGUCAUGAUCGGCAAGAUCCUGACCAAGGAGCCAUACAUCAUGGGAUACAGCAUCGAUAAAAGGCUGCGCCCUACUGCCGAGUUCCUCAAGUCCGCAGUCGGGUUGCAGGGGUCAUAUCUCCAGAGGGUCAUCAUGAAUUUCCCUAGCAUACUGUCACGAGACGUCGACAAGACUCUGCGGCCCAAUUUGGUGUUCCUGCAGAGCGCUGGAUUCAGCAAGGAUCAGAUCAUGAAAUUGGUGGCUGGAUACCCUCCUGUUCUCAUCAAGAGUAUCAAGCAUUGCUUGGAGCCAAGGGUGAAGUUCCUGGUUGAAGAAAUGGGGCGGGACAAGGGCGAGGUGGUAGAUUACCCCCAAUUCUUUCACCAUGGUCUCAAGAGGAGCCUGGAGUACCGUCACAAGAUACUCAAGCAGAUGAAUUCAAGGUGCAGUCUCAGUGAGAUGCUCGACUGUAAUCAGAAGAAGUUUGCCAUGAAAUUUGGUUUGAUCCCAGUAGCUUAGGGCCUGGUCUUCUUGUCUCUUCAGUUCCCAUGUAGCAUGUUUUAUAUUCAGGUGAAUGUUUUAUUUUUGUACCAUUGGCCGUGUUGUUUCUUGAACAUUUUGGGCAUUGAGAAUCCAAGCAUUUUGCUUUAACUAGA
Triticum urartu is the source of this 1316-nucleotide messenger RNA. It is a transcript of the gene PDE191, whose product is annotated as Mitochondrial transcription termination factor family protein. The record is from RefSeq and is a predicted model, not a curated record. Gene Ontology annotation, molecular function: double-stranded DNA binding. Gene Ontology annotation, biological process: regulation of DNA-templated transcription. NCBI's taxonomy places the organism in Eukaryota, Viridiplantae, Streptophyta, Magnoliopsida, Poales, Poaceae.